CGGGGAAGCUUUUCAAGGAAACGAAAGCGAACUCUGGGGAGCCAUCUUGCGGCCCAGGUGGGGGCCUGGCCGGCGAUAUGUCCCAGGGGCUCAGGGGACCCGCAGGGGUAUUCCCUUACCAGACAGGCUCCUGCUUGGACCCCAGCUAUGAAUACAGCAGCUGGAGACACCUGCAGCCACGUGUGCCCGAGUCUUACCCCAGGAGUUUCCAGCUCCAACAGAUAGAGUUUCUUAAAGGCCGGCUCCCAGAAGCGCCCUUGAUUGGACACCAGCCCCAGUCGCUGCCGCCAUUCUUCCCAGGACACUGGCCACGGUUCCCAGGGCCACCUUCCCAAGGCAAACAACUGGAAACCUGGGGUUUCCCCGGGAGAGUGACCCCUAGAAGUCAGGGCUUCCACAUAGGACUGCCACUUCCUCCCCCACACAGCACGAGUCUGCCAUGGAGAGCGGAUGAUAGACUUUGCUCGCACUUCCAGGAGCUGAGCAUCAGUCAGAAUCCAGAGCAGAAGAUCCUAGGCCGCCUGGAGGAGCUUGGAGAGGGGAAGGCCAUCAGCGCUCAGGUACUAGCCAGAGAGCUCAGGAUCCCAAAGAAGGAGAUCAAUCGUAUAUUGUACUCCCUGGAAAGGAAGGGGAAGCUGCAUAGAAAAGUAGGAACUCCUCCUUUGUGGAGCCUUGCACCCUCACCUCAGGCUUGGACUCAGCCCGCUAAAACUGUGAAUCCAGACAGUUGUGGCCAGGAAGUCCCUCAAGAAGAACCCGGUUUGAACAGUGAAGACGGAGACACUGCCUCUGACUUAGAAGGACCGCUUGAGCCUCUUGACAUGGCGGAGAUCAAGGAAAAAAUCUGUGACUACCUGUUCAAUGUGCCAAACUCCUCUGCCCUGAACCUGGCUAAGAAUGUCGGCCUGGCCAAGGCCCGGGAUGUGAACACGGUUCUGAUUGACUUGGAAAGGCAAGGCGAUGUCCACAGGCAGGGGACCACGCCUCCCAUCUGGUACUUGACGGACAAGAAGCGGGAGAGGCUGCAGAUCAAGAGAAGUACACACAGUGUCCCAGCCACUGUCCCAGAGGCUACCAGAAGCACCUCGUUCCCCACCUGCCAUUCGCCCCCCUCGGGUGCCUCCAGCAGCAUAGCAAUCCCCAAAAAAGUGGAGAAUGGCCAGGAACCUGUGACGAAGUAUGAAAGUAGGUAUGAGGCCAGACCAGGACCAGUGAGGCCGCGGCCACAUGGUUACCACAGUGGCCCCUCUAGAGCAGGGUAUGUUGACUCUGAAAAUGGCCAGUGGGCCACAGAUGACAUCCCAGAUAACUUGAAUAGUAUCCACACAGCACCAGGUGAGUUUCGAGCCAUCAUGGAGAUGCCCUCCUUCUACAGCCCUGUCUUGCCACGGUGUUCACCAUACAAGAAGCUGACUGAGUGCCAGCUGAAGAACCCUGUCAGCGGGCUGUUAGAGUAUGCUCAGUUCACUAGUCAGACCUGUGAUUUCAACCUGAUAGAGCAGAGUGGACCGUCCCAUGAACCUCGAUUUAAAUUCCAGGUUGUCAUCAGUGGGCGAGAGUUUCCCCCAGCUGAAGCUGGCAGCAAGAAAGUGGCCAAGCAGGAUGCAGCAAUGAAGGCCAUGGCGAUUCUGCUUCGGGAAGCCAAAGCUAAAGACAGUGGAAACCCAGAAGAAUUAUCCCCCUGUCCCAUGGAGGAGGACUCAGAGAAGGCGGCAGAGUCCCAGACCUCCAGCUCCUCAGCAACACCCUUGCUCUCUGGGAAGAGCCCAGUGACCACGCUUCUCGAGUGUAUGCACAAGCUAGGGAACUCCUGUGAAUUCCGUCUCCUGUCCAAAGAAGGCCCUGCCCAUGACCCCAAGUUCCAGUACUGUGUAGCAGUCGGAGCCCAGACUUUCCCCACUGUGAGUGCCCCCAGCAAGAAAGUAGCAAAGCAGAUGGCCGCAGAGGAAGCCAUGAAGGCUCUGCAAGAGGAGGCAGCCAAUUCAGCUGAUGACCAGUCUGGAGGUGCGAACACAGAAUCACUCGAUGAGUCUGCGGCACCCAACAAGAUCAGGAGGAUUGGUGAGCUCGUGAGGUACCUGAACACCAACCCCGUGGGUGGGCUGUUAGAGUAUGCCCGCUCCCAUGGCUUUGCUGCUGAGUUCAAGCUCAUCGACCAGUCUGGACCUCCUCAUGAACCCAAGUUUGUUUACCAAGCAAAAGUUGGGGGCCGCUGGUUUCCAGCCGUGUGUGCACACAGCAAGAAACAAGGCAAGCAAGACGCAGCUGACGCAGCCCUCCGUGUCUUGAUCGGGGAGAGCGAAAAGGCAGAGCAGUUGGGUUUCGCAGAGGUAACCCCAGUGACAGGGGCCAGUCUCAGAAGAACUAUGCUUCUCCUUUCCCGGUCCCCAGACGCACAUCCAAAGACACUUCCUCUCACUGGUAGCACCGUCCACGACCAGAUAGCUAUGCUGAGCCACCGGUGCUUCAAUGCCCUCACCAACAGCUUCCAGCCCUCGCUGCUCGGCCGCAAGAUCCUGGCUGCCAUUAUUAUGAAGAGGAGUGCUGAGGAUAUGGGCAUCGUCGUCAGUCUGGGGACAGGGAAUCGCUGUGUGAAAGGGGACUCUCUCAGCCUGAAGGGAGAAACAGUCAACGACUGCCAUGCAGAAAUCAUCUCCCGGAGGGGCUUCAUCAGGUUUCUCUACAGUGAGCUAAUGAAGUAUAACCAACAUACUGCCAAGAACAGCAUAUUUGAGCUUGCCAGGGGAGGAGAGAAGCUCCAGAUAAAAAAGACGAUUUCUUUUCAUCUCUACAUCAGCACGGCACCGUGUGGAGACGGAGCCCUCUUUGACAAAUCCUGCAGCGACCGUGCCGUGGAAAGCGCAGACUCCCGCCAUUACCCUGUCUUUGAAAAUCCCAAGCAAGGCAAGCUUCGCACCAAGGUGGAGAACGGGGAAGGCACAAUUCCUGUGGAGUCCAGUGACAUUGUUCCCACGUGGGAUGGCAUCCGACUUGGGGAAAGACUCCGUACCAUGUCCUGUAGUGACAAAAUUCUACGCUGGAAUGUGCUGGGCCUACAAGGGGCACUGUUGACUCACUUCCUACAGCCUGUGUACCUGAAAUCUGUAACACUAGGUUACCUUUUCAGCCAAGGGCAUCUGACCCGUGCCAUCUGCUGCCGUGUGACCAGAGAUGGGAAAGCAUUUGAGGACGGGCUCCGCUAUCCCUUUAUUGUCAACCACCCCAAGGUCGGCCGAGUCAGCGUGUAUGACUCCAAAAGGCAGUCUGGAAAGACCAAGGAGACAAGUGUCAACUGGUGCUUGGCCGACGGCUAUGACCUGGAGAUCCUGGAUGGCACCAGAGGCACUGUGGACGGACCAGGGAAGGAGUUGUCUCGGGUGUCCAAGAAGAACAUUUUCCUUCAGUUUAAGAAGCUUUGCUCCUUCCGUGCCCGAAGAGAUCUACUGCAGCUCUCCUAUGGUGAGGCCAAGAAAGCUGCCCGAGACUACGAAUUAGCCAAGAACUACUUCAAGAAAAGCCUGCGGGACAUGGGCUAUGGGAAUUGGAUCAGCAAACCCCAGGAGGAAAAGAACUUUUAUCUCUGUCCAGUGCCCAAUGACUGACAGUGGGGCAUGUUUCCCACAGGGUUAGAGGGAGUUCGUGGCAUUCCUCAUCACAUUGGGCCAGAGUUUGGGGGCUUUUGUUUUUCUUAAACCCUCCCCCCUCCCCUUAUUUUAAAUGGAGGAACCAUGAUAGAUGGUACCAAGACCUUUGGUUCCCAUUUAUCCCACUUGCUUUGGGAUUUCGAGGUGGGGUCUGGCCAAGCCUACUCGCACCCUUUUCCCAAGCAAAAAGUCAGAGAUUCAAAGCAGAGGGGCACUUGUUCCCCGUGUAGCUUAGCCAGUCCCUGAUCCCCGUGCCUGGUCCCUCCAGUUUAGUUCUGUGGAGUUGCAUCUCCUUUUCGUUUGCUACACUGACCUCUUGUGGAUUUGAUCACAUUUCCAUCAGUUCUCUAUAAAUCAUGCCGGGGACUCAUGAUGGCACCUCGGUAGACCUACAGGCCCCCUAGUUUCCUUCCCAGAAUUCCUUCUGUGAUGAGGUCUCUCCUUCCCACCCCAGAGGGGGAAGAGUGGACAUAAAGGAUUGAUUACAUGUUUACAAGAACAGGAGCUGAAAACUGAUCAGGGGUUGUAAGGCAAUGGGAAUGUGGUAGAAUGGUUGGGACAGGCAGCCCUGCCCAACAACAGGCUGUGCUGGCCAGCCAGGGAAACUCCCUUUCCUGGGCACGGGAAAGUUGAGAACCAGAUUGUGGAACUGGAUUAAGGUGCCCAAGCCGAGCAGGUGCCCCAGUGGGGGCCCACAGAGCCUAGCCAGGGUGCAGCAAUAUUCCUUGGAAUUGUAGCCACACUCCCGUCUGCCCUCCGUAAAGCAUUCCUAGAGUCUGGCUCUGUCCACAUGGAGUAUCUGUGUGAAGAGCUGAGGAUUGAGUCACGGUAUCUUUGUCCGGACCGAGAAGAGAUGCAUGCAAAGCAUCCUGGUGGCGAGGGCACUGGUGUCACUUGGGAUUCUUCUCAUGGCACUGUUAGCAGAAGUUGACAAAAGCCUUGCGUAAAAUGAAUGUUUCUAGAAGGCCAGAGGUAUUGAUCUGGACUGCAUUACAGACUUGAGAGACAAAUAUAUUUUUCCAUUAGUGAAUGUACUUUCAUUUUACCAGAUGGCUUCCGAAGCUGAUUCAUGGGCGGGGCGCAGGGCAACUGCGAUCUCCCUGGUCUGCCCCGCCCCUUUGGGAAUCUUGAUAUAUAUGUACAGCAGUGUUAUAGGUGACAGGGCACACUAGCCUCCCGCUCUGGGGUGGGCUCCUUGACUCCUCCUCCCCCUAGCACUGAAUUGUGGGUAUGUAGGAGCUUAGCCUCUGUACAGAGUCUGGCUCUAGCACCAACGUCAGAAGGGACAGCUAGACCCCACUCCAUUUGCCCCACAGGACCAAACCCACGCCUUUCCUCUGAAUGGGUGACUCUGUCUGGGAACAGCUGCACCAGCGGUUUCCCUUGCUCACCCUCAGUGCUGGCUCCCCCACCCUCUGGCCACUGCCCGCAGCAACCAUAUCAUAUUCGCACUUAGAUUCUAAUGGCUGCUUGUCUCAACCUAUGAUCAGACCUGGCCUAACAGAAGAACCUGUGUCUAGCAAUACACUGGGGAUGUAUUGUUUGCACAACACGAAGUUAUCCUAUGGAACUGCUAGUGUCGCUAGUAGUGAGGGUCUGCCUGCAGAUUGUGGUUGUCGCUGGGGCAUGUUACAUCCUGACACCUGCAUCUGACUGAGGCAGGUCCACAGUGGCGUCUGGGCCUGGGCAGCCAUUGAUCCCUUUGGCCCCGUCUGGUCCUUCCUGGGUAUUCAUUCAGAGCAGCAGAGCCGUUUCAACAGCUCUCCUCAGCAGGCACACGGGGCUCUCCAGUCCAGAGCUCCACCUUCCCCCUCCGACCCUGGCCUAGCAAACUGUGGUUCCUGGUUUCUGCAGCUGUUCCCGUGGGCCUGCUGAAGCGAACCACUGGCACACACCCUGCCUCCUGGCCCCUGGUCAGAGGGUGGAGCUUCCACCACGUUUUCUUCACUUUUGUGUGUGAUCUUCAUUUUGAGAACGGCCUUCCCUCCGCACCGUUUCUUAAUGAUUCCUGUAGUUGACUUGUCUGAACUGUGACUGUCUUGCAUUCUUUGAAUAAUCACGUGUAAGAGUUGUCAAUGCCUGAAAACUAUUUCCUGUACUCAAAUUGAAGGGAUUUUUGUUGGCCUUGGGGUUUUGGCCGUGACUCCAAGACAGAAUGGAGAAGAGCCCAGGCAUAGCCCUUGGUGCUGUGACGGAUGCAGUCCUUCUUGUGUCCCUUAACAGAUUGCAGUAUACAUUCCUCAGAAAUAAACACACUGAAGCAACAGGA
Arvicola amphibius (Eurasian water vole) is the source of this 5913-nucleotide messenger RNA. RefSeq names its product adenosine deaminase RNA specific (gene Adar). Bases 78 to 3602 code for a protein of 1174 amino acids. Gene Ontology annotation, cellular component: nucleolus; cytoplasm. NCBI's taxonomy places the organism in Eukaryota, Metazoa, Chordata, Mammalia, Rodentia, Cricetidae. The record is from RefSeq and is a predicted model, not a curated record. Gene Ontology annotation, molecular function: double-stranded RNA binding; tRNA-specific adenosine deaminase activity; double-stranded RNA adenosine deaminase activity. Gene Ontology annotation, biological process: adenosine to inosine editing; RNA processing. The transcript is spliced from 15 exons.